CCGGCCCCGCGGCCCCGGCCCGGGGAGACGCGGUGGCUGUGGCGAUGUGCUGCGCCCUUCUCCCGCCCGCCCAGCCAUGGCCGGUCCUGUCCCACGCCCGCGCCACACCCCCUCCCCUCCGGCGCUCCCUGCCCGGCUUGGCCCCGCUGCCCCGGCUCCCGCUCCCCGGCCCGGCUCUUGCGUCCCUUCCCUCGCCCUCCCCGCCCCUCGGCGUGGCUCCCCCCGCAUUAUGUCCAUCUUUUUGUCUUCCUGUUGUUUUAGAUCCCACCAAAGCUCGGCCUGCCCUCCCCACGCUGCUGGACAGCCCGGCUGGUCGAUAAAGGAUGAAGACUGUCUGUACCAUUUUGAUUACCUCUUCUAGGGUUCAAAGAGAAUCAUUUCCCCUGACCUCCAUUUGCUAAUGGCUCAGCUUGAUCUAACUGGCACACAGAUAAACGUGCUGUUAAACAAAAGUUACAGUAGCAGGAACCACCUCAGUGCCCCAAGCUCCUCUGCCCGUGUUGGUGGCUCUCUGUGACCAGCCAGAAGCCGAGUGACGCAGUCCUGAGUGCUGCUCCCGAGGAGUUUGGGUGUGAAUGGACAGUGCUGCCACCCCGAGAGAUGAGACAAAGGACCCUGCACCCCGACAGCUCAGCGAGCUCCAAAGAUGAGAGUCCUGCACACCGAGCUCUGUGCUCUGUCUCCAGAGUGAUCUUCGUUCCUGUUAAGCUCACCUCACUGCUGGUCACGAGUUUUGCUUUUGGGAUUUAGACCACCUCUUUUUCCCCCCCGUGUUACACAAAGACUGUUAAUAGGACUGUUAGUGGAAUGAGCAAAGCCAAUACUCGCAGGGUUUAAGUGUGUACCGAUAGCACCUUUUGCCCAGAAUGCCUUACCGGUGCCGCCCAGCACGCGUGUCCCAGUGUACGACUUGGCCUGACGGUUCCGCUGGCUUAGGCAGCACCUCAGCCUCCCGAGCUGACUUUUAGGGACAUUUCCGCACGUAGCAUCUCAUCCAACGAGUCAGACACCACCUGGCUGCCAGGUCCGGGAGCUCUCUCCGUGACCACGAGUGCGCCCCGCGGGCCGAUGCCGUCCAGCUGAGCUGCGGAAGCGCCUGCGGGAUGGCGCAGGGAGGGGAGGCAGGCGCUCCUCCCGUGCGCCUCUGGGUGCGGCGCGUGGGGGUUUACUGCGAUGAGCACCGCAAAACAUGGCUCGUGGCUGCGGAAGAGGCAAGUGUGUGCUUUGAGCUUCCCCGUGGUUGUAGCAUUGCUGUUUCAGGUGCCUCUGCCAGUAACUGCCUGCUCUGUUUGUUACUUUCCCCCAGGAGGAAGGUAUGCUGAGGGCUCGGAUCCAAAGAGUUCAGGUUCCCCUGGGUGAGGCGCUGCGACCCAGCCAGCUCCCCCCAUCCCGGCUGCCUCACAUGUGGCAGCUGUCCCAGGGUGAGCAGUACAGGGAUAGUAACUCUCGCGUUUGGGAGAUAGAGCACCAUCUCAUGGUAAGGAUGGUGGCGACAAUAGAACAUAGUCAUUCCUGUUUGUGAAGUCAUUUGAGAUCCUUGAGGGACGGCAAAGGACUGUUACUUUGUUGAAGUCCAUUAGCUCAACCACAGUAACUGUAGACGUAUUGAACUUUUCCUUGUCACUUACAGCUUGAUGGUGUUGAAGAACUGCUGCUUAAACUCGUGCCUGGGGAUUAAUCUGGAGCAGUGGCUCUAGGAAGAUGCCAUUGUCUGUUUUGUACAAUAAAAGGUUCUCUCUCCACUGAAAUGCAGCCACCUUUGAGGUGGAAGCAGUUAACACACAGCAGCAUCACACAAGAGUUUAGGACAGGCAGUGAAGAGGAGUAUUGUGACCAAGUGAAACAUCAGGGGGAGUUCUAGUUCCUGAACAUGUCCCGGAAGGAUCCCUGCCAGAAACAAGCCUGUGAAAUACAGAAAUGCUUGCAAGCGAACAACUACGUGGAGUCCAAGUGUGAAGCUGCGCUGCAGGAGAUGCGGAAAUGCUGCGCUCGGUACACCAAGGGCAGGUCCAUCUGUUGUUCAGGGUUUGAGAGAGAAGAAAGGGAGAGAGAAAAGGCUAAGCUGACUUCAAAAGGAAUUUCCCCACCACCUCAGUAACACAAUGCAGCUCCGGCAGGCGCUGGAGCAUGGACUCACUUGAAGAGCUCGUGUGUGUUUUUUCAAGCCUUCUUUAGACUUUCAGAAAAGCCAGAUUGCUCCUGGAACACACCGUUCAGCACACCAAAAAGCAUUACACAGUACCAACGUAUGGCCUGGUUAACAAACUUUAUUUUCUGUACGAAAACACAAUCUAUGUUGCCUCUGCAUCACACCUGUGAAAUGUCAACUUGAUGUUUUUAGGAUGCUUACCUUACUCUAAUCCAUCCUUGCUCUAAAAAUGGAGAAUUGGAACCGAGUUGUUCUGGCUUCUGGAGUGAGAGGUACAGGAAAUGAGCUCAGAAGAGUGAGUUUAAACAUGAAACAAACCCAUCUUGAUACAACAAAGGUAUUGCUGCCACCAUGCAGUAGUUCCAGACAACAUUUGCCUGUCCAGUGGUUCAAGCUCAAGAAUGGGCAUCAGGUCUGAUGAUUGUUCCUAAGUCUUGUAUAGAUCAUGAGUGACUACAAGUCACUUUGCCUAAGUGCCUCACUUUUCCACUGGACAGAGUUGUUUAUUUUAUAUUUGAAUUGCCUACACGCUGCUAUUUGCAUGAUAAAGAUGUUACAGGAAUAUAAUUUCAGGGAUUGCUACAGGGAUAGGAUAUUUUUUUAAAAAAGCAAUAUUCAUUUGAAAGAUUUGACUGUUGAUACAAAAUUUAUAAAUUUAUGUCUAAUUGAACACCUUUAAGCAAUAUGCUUUGAAUCCAAGUCUAGUUAAAACUGCUGAUACCCAAAGGCCUGUCACAGAGCCCUGGGCUAGAUCCAAGAACUGACUUAGGUGCUGCUUACUGAACAAGCAGUUGUAGGCAGUUAUUUUCCACACAACAUUCCAGACUCAUUCCCAAGCCGGCUGUGUCUGGACCCCAGGACAGAUGGCUUUCCAGAAGCUCUCGGCCACGCAGCAGAAUUUCCUGUGACCUGUAGGAAGAGCUCAUAGACAGGUUCCUGCACCACCCCUCAGAGCUGCCUGUCUGCUGUCCCCUCUAGCAGGAGUCCAGGCACCCAAAUAUCAGGCUCCCAACCCACUAGCCCUAACUCUGUAUUAGAUCUAGCCGUAAAGGACUUUUGUGCUGUGAUGAAGUACAACUUACUUAUGAAAUAGAGCUUCUAUAAACCACUGAGGUCUAGGCACAAUAGUUGUGUGUACUGAAGCCUAGAAGAGCAAACCAUCUGUAUUCACUGCUCUGAAAUACCAUGGUACAAAAUAAACGACUGGAACAAA
This is a messenger RNA of Pyrgilauda ruficollis (rufous-necked snowfinch), 3362 nucleotides long. It is a transcript of the gene CMC4, whose product is annotated as C-X9-C motif containing 4. The transcript is spliced from 5 exons. NCBI's taxonomy places the organism in Eukaryota, Metazoa, Chordata, Aves, Passeriformes, Passeridae. Gene Ontology annotation, cellular component: mitochondrial intermembrane space. Bases 1871 to 2098 code for a protein of 75 amino acids. The record is from RefSeq and is a predicted model, not a curated record.